AUGCCUCGAAACUCUGGUUUUGCAGUUGACGAGGCGGCAUUGCUGAGCAAGUAUCGAAUCUCGACACUGACUCCGAAACGAUGGGAGGAGGUCGACCACGAACUGGCAGGGCAGGUCUCGGGCUCGCUGUCGACUGGCUCGGGUAGCAAUACAACGGAGGAUGAUCCGCUAGGCUUGGGCCGACGGAUCGAUCUAUCGAAUAUGGACAUGGCUACAAAAGCACAGAUACUCCUCUCCUCCAAAUCUUUUGAUCCAAAGGCAUUUCUCUCGAUUGUCCACCCGAAUGCGACGUACCAGGAUUUGGCUGCUGGUAUUCAACUCCUUCGUUCGAAUCUUGACGCGCGAUCAGAAGCCAUUCGUGUACUUGUCGAAGAGAAUUUCGAUCGCUUUGUCGCCGUGAAAGCAUCUACAGACGCUGUUCACGCUGAAAUGCGGGAAGGACUACUGGAAGAAUCAACCGACUUUGCUACAAAAACAGUGAGAGAACAACUCAAGGGCUGCGCCCAAAAAGCAGAUCAGGUCUAUCUCCCCGUAUUAGAGAGUGCAUCGAAAGCCCAAAAGCUGAGAUCGACUCUUGGCGUCUUUGAACGGUCUAAAUUCUUUUUCAACCUUCCAGGAUCGUUGAUGGAAUUUAUUGAAGCGGGAAAAUAUGAAGCAACUCUUCGAGAUUAUAAGAAGGGCAAAUUUUUGUUGGAGUCACGUCCACAACAAUUGUUGCCGGAGUCUUCACGUUCCAGGGAUACUAAUGGGUCUACAGCAUCUGCAUCCGAUGCCCGUGCACAACAGAAACGCAUACUUGAUAAAGUCUGGGCUGCUGUGGAGCGUGUCAUGGGCGAAAUGAAGAACAAACUUCUAGCACAGCUAGGGGAUUCUACUCGUUCUGUGGAGGAACAAGAGAAGACCAUCGAAAUUCUCCUUGAACUGAGUACGCAAGAUGACGCAACCUGGGUGUACUUGGACGCGCAGCAUAAACAUGUGACAGAUCGACUGAACGAAAUGUACAAGACCGCAUGUGCUAAUAUUGAAGAUGUAAAACGACGAAUCGAGCCAGCACCGCUGGAUGCCAGUGCGAUAGUCAAUGUCAUCGUACCACAACUGCGUACGGGGAUCGUUUCAAUUGAUACGAAGCAACCAGAAUCUGUUAUCGCUCAAGCAACUGGACACGAGAUAUGGGAGGCUACUCUGGAUAUGGUCAAAAGCGUAUCCGAAACCCUGCUUUCUUCCCUUCCAAACUUUUGGAGGAUAGCCAAGGGUUACAUGGACGGGAAAUUUAGGAAGAGUGCUGAAAGAGGAACACGACGUAGUCCGAUGCAGUGUCGCUUAAUGGCAUCCGACGUUAUCCGCCUCUAUAUCUCGCUCAUCUCACAGUUCUUUACACUGUCAGACGUUGCAGUCUCUUCACCUGACCUGGAUGGAACUGCGGGUGGAGCAACAACCCCAUUCCCGCCCUUUGUCCCCCAGAGAGCACAUGCACUGACAACCGCACACUACCUUACACGCGUGCUUGCAGAGAUCCAGGAAUGUGUGAAUGAGAUCGUUGCUAUGGACGUAUCCUCGGAUGCAAACUCUGGCAUGAAGAAUUUCCUUGAGAGUGCGCGAUGGCGUUUUGAAGCGGCUUUGACCAACGUCUGGAAAAGAGAUUCAAGUCUGUUCCAUCACCUCGAAACAUGGACCCCCGAUCCAAGAAACGAGUCUACUACUCAGUACCUCAAUCUAAUGCAAACCUUCCAGAGACAGCUCACUACAGAAGCUUUCAAGAUUGCCGGAGGAAUUGAUCUAACUACAUCUACAACGAAACCGCUAAGACAGCAUCGUGUUCCAGCCAACUUCAUUGCGAGAAUCACGAAAUCCUUCCUUGAUUCGUUAUAUGCUUUUCUAGACGGCCUUGUGCUAUUAGCAUCGGAAGACACAGAGUAUAAAAAGCCGAUUAGUGGCCCAGAGGUGCUCUCUGGGACCCUCGGACCGCGUGCAGAGACUAUAGAUUUGGCAAAUCCAGAAACACGGCUUCUGAUUGUCGUCUCGAAUUUCGGACAUUUGAAGAGUACUUUAAUUCCGAGCAUGAUUAACCAGCUUGAACGAGCGUUUGGGACGAAUGUAGACACUGAUAAGAUAACUCUCACCCAGGUCGUCCAGGAACUUGAUCAUAACCUGUUCGAUACCUACCUGAAACCUAAGGCAGCGGCAAUUACUGCGAUAGUGCGCAAAGGCGUCCUUAGCCCAGACAUAGAUUGGUAUGAGUCGCCAAGACCUACAGAGAUCCGGCCUUAUAUGUUUGACAUCCUUAUGUUCCUGGUCCAAGUCCAUGCACACGUUGCGGCUGUGUCCAAAUCAUUGCUAGAGCGAACUCUUAAUGCGCUUGUGGAGGAAGUUGCCGAAGAGGCAUUACGGUGUUUCAGACAAGUGAAGAAAUUCGGAAUGGGCGGCAUGCUUCGGGCUACCCUUGAGAUUGAGUUCUUCCACCAGACAGCCUCCCGCUUCGUCACUACAGCUGCAGAGAAGAAGCUCUCUGAAGUAUACAACAAAAUUUCGCAAGCAUACGUUCGACGACCAGGUGAUGAUAUGAAAAGCCAACUUGAAGGGGUGAAGAAGACUCUCGCAGAUACGCGGCGCGCGACACAGAUUGAAUUCCUUUGCUUCCGGAAAGAAAAGGAUAAAUCCGCGAAGGCUUCAGCGAAUACGAGUACUGCAAGUACCGGUGCUGUAGGUGGUACUGAUGACGCUGCAUUAGGAAAGGGAAGAGAGGAAGGGAGAGAGCGGCGCCGGCGCCAAGCCCCAACGACCUCGAAGGCUGAGACGCCUAUCAGGUCUGCCGACACUAGAAUUUGA
This is a messenger RNA of Fomitiporia mediterranea MF3/22, 2826 nucleotides long. RefSeq lists its product as uncharacterized. Gene Ontology annotation, biological process: Golgi to plasma membrane transport; exocytosis. NCBI's taxonomy places the organism in Eukaryota, Fungi, Basidiomycota, Agaricomycetes, Hymenochaetales, Hymenochaetaceae. Bases 1 to 2826 code for a protein of 941 amino acids. The record is from RefSeq and is a predicted model, not a curated record. The transcript has 16 exons. Gene Ontology annotation, cellular component: exocyst.